This is a messenger RNA of Chenopodium quinoa (quinoa), 1733 nucleotides long. Its product is annotated as 28 kDa ribonucleoprotein, chloroplastic-like. Gene Ontology annotation, molecular function: mRNA binding. Bases 145 to 1005 code for a protein of 286 amino acids. The record is from RefSeq and is a predicted model, not a curated record. Gene Ontology annotation, cellular component: cytosol. Lineage: Eukaryota; Viridiplantae; Streptophyta; Magnoliopsida; Caryophyllales; Amaranthaceae. The transcript is spliced from 6 exons.
UUUUUUUAAGAAAACAGAAAAUGAGAUGAUUAAUUUGGGAAGAAUGAGCAUUUAUAGAGUUUUAGCAUAAAAAAGAAAUCUUUAACUUCCUUAUCCACUAUCCUUCUUCCUCUUUACCCAGAAAACUCAGUCACUAACAAAAAAAUGGCGCAACUCAAUUCUCUGUGCUUCGCUUCACCAAUAACCUCUUUCUCUCUCCUCGAAUCCCAUUCUUUCUCCCCUUUUCCUUCUCUUUCUCUCUCCUCAAUUAAACCCUCUUUCCUCUCUCUCCGCCGCAAUUCCCGCUUCACACACAUUUCCCCUUCUUCUUCUUCUUCUUCUUCUUCUGCAAUUCUCGCCAUUGAAAACCCAUCUUCAGAAUCCCCAGAAAAAGAGAUAUGUCCCACCAGAUUGCUGGCUUCAAAUGUCCCUUGGACAACAACUGCUGAUGAAAUUCGUGCUUUGUUUCAGAACUAUGGCACUGUUGUCGAUGUUGAGUUGCCGAUGCAUAAUAAAGCGAGGAACAGGGGAUUGGCUUUUGUUGAAAUGGGUUCUGAGGAAGAAGCUGCUCAAGCUCUUGCUAAGCUCGAAGCUUUUGAGUAUGAAGGUCGAACUCUAAGGCUAGCUUAUGCUACGCCAAAGAAGACGAAAGCAUCUCCUCUUGCGCAACCUAAGCCACCUGUUGUGUACAAUCUGUUUGUGGCAAAUUUAUCUUAUCUUACAAGGUCUAGAGACCUUAAGGAAUUUUUUCAAUCUGGUGGUAGUGAAGUUGUUAAAGCUGAGGUCGUAUUUAAUGAAAACCCUAGAAAAUCAUCUGGAUAUGGAUUUGUUUCUUUUAAGACUAAGAAAGAAGCCGAUGAUGCGCUCAUUGCUUUUGACGGAAAGGAGCUGAUGGAGAGACCAAUCAGACUAGCACGUAGCAAUAGAUUUGUAAAACUUGAAUCAGAAUUGAAUUCCGUCCCAGAGGAUGGUGAAGAUGAUUCUAGUCAUGAUUCAGAGCAAACAGAGGCAGUUGAUAGCUUGUAAUAGUGAAGAAUUGGAGGCACUAUCAAUUUUGUGUUUGCGUCAAUUCUCUUGUUGAGAAGGGUGAUGCUAAUGGCCAGUAUAAAGUCGGAACGCCCCAAUCUUUAGGAGAAAACAUGAAGAACAACUGCUUGUUUGUUGAUGGGACAAAAGGUUAAUGGGAAGGAACAAGCUCCUUAUCCUAGACUUCUAGAGUCAGAGAUAUUGUAUGUUGCGUCUCCUGUUGCAAAGUUGUCAUUUGAUGAUGUAAAGCUUAUAGUGUCUGACUGAAUGGAUUACUAAGAGGACAAGUUUAAGCAGUAUAUUGGAUUUUAGCAUUAUGGCGCUUACAUACAGAGCUUGGAAGUUCCUCAUACAUUGUGCUCAAUGGUCGCUCUGCUUCCCCUGACUAUGUGCACUGAAAUGUGCUGAGUACACGAUCAAAUGCUUAUAACUACAGUUAAACAUAACAUUAUGUGGAUGCAUUACAGCCAUAAAUAGCAUACUGCAUGUUUGCAGUUAAGUACCAAAAUCAUCCCUGUAAAGCCCUGUAUUUUGUAAAUUGGUCUAACUGCUCUAACAUAUGGCACUGCUUGAGUUAGGAUUAGAGUGUUAUCGACCCAGAUAAAUUGGGGGGGUACUUUGACAGUAAUUGUAGGCUUUGUAGCACUGUAUCUUUUGCCCUCGUUACAAUAGAUGCUUUUUGAAUAAAUUCUGCUCAGUAGAUUCACUGAUAUAUCUUCAUUGUUAUA